UUUUGGGCCACUGAUUUUUAUAUCGGUCUUUGAACGUCCCGCCAUCGGCAACACAACUCUAUCCACUUUCUAUCGCCUUCACUGAACAAAUUGCCGUCCUUUUUCAAUCAACACUUCUAACAGCUUUUCCAUGAUGCGUAAUUUUCAUACGUUUCCAUCUCAUAAUCCUGAUAAUUCGCUCUUAAAGCUUCACCCAUUUUGCGUAUCUGGAUUCGGAUUCAAUAGCUUUUGCGAAUGGAAGAAAAGGGGCAGUAAUUUGCUUCCAAAUCGAGCUGUGGAGAGCGAUUCAGAGUUCGAAUUCGACCCAGAUAAGGCCCGAGAAGCCCUCCGAAACCUUGACCUACAGCUUGAUCUUAUCUCUCAGAAACAAACAAACCCUGUUCCUAAAAUCAAAGCUUCGAAUCCGAGUCCAUAUGGUACAACAGUUGAAGCAACAAAAGAUCUUCAAGACACAGGAUCGUUUCUACCAUAUGCAGCUUUUGGGCUUCUUAUCUUCUCCAUAUUUUAUAACAUACUGUUUAUAAAUGUAAUAAAACCAUCAGUAGAUGGACCACAAGGUGAAGUAUCUCCUGCUGGAUUAUCCAUUAUGAAACAAAUCUUGAAAGCCGAGUUAUUGCCUUCAAUUCAGCUUUCACCUUCGCCAGAGGUAUCUGUUCAACAAUGAACUUAUGCUUUUCUUAAG
Messenger RNA from Lactuca virosa, 682 nucleotides. The record is from the annotation of a GenBank genome assembly. NCBI's taxonomy places the organism in Eukaryota, Viridiplantae, Streptophyta, Magnoliopsida, Asterales, Asteraceae.